AUGCUGAUCUUACCGCGACUCAAUCUCCCAGAUAUGCUUGGUACGAUAAUGCUGUGUUGCCUUGAGGCUUGUAUGUCGCUGGUAGUGAAGUCAACACAUUCUAGAGAUGUCAAUGAAAUCUAUAUAGAGAAAGACAUCAAUGAUACAUGUAUCAGUGCAAUGUCCUUUGCACUCUCUGCUCAACCAACAGCAAAGAAAGAUACCGAGCAACGAGCGGUACAUGCAAUAAUGAAUGAAUACGUAGUAGUAUGGACGGACUAUGGAGUAUGUGCAUCCAACAUAAAAGAGGACCUGGAAUUAUUUCUUUUGGAGGAUGCAGAUGCGAAGUGUGAAAGACCCGAACCUUGGAUGGAAAAAGAUCCUUCCCCCUUUCCCUCAUUUCCCCUAGUCUUCUUUUUUUCUUCCAACGUUCAACGUCAGCAUCAUGCAACUAUCUUCAUAUGCAUGAUACAGCUCUGA
This is a messenger RNA of Botrytis sinoallii, 459 nucleotides long. RefSeq lists its product as uncharacterized. The transcript is spliced from 3 exons. NCBI's taxonomy places the organism in Eukaryota, Fungi, Ascomycota, Leotiomycetes, Helotiales, Sclerotiniaceae. Bases 1 to 459 code for a protein of 152 amino acids. The record is from RefSeq and is a predicted model, not a curated record.